UGUAUAGCAGUGUCUCAGUGCCCCUGUGUGUACCAUGGCACAGCAUAUCCUCUUGGUCAUGUAUUGGAGCAGGGCUGUACUGUCUGCGUCUGUAUGGGAGGAGUGUGGAACUGCACCGAAAACAAUUGCACUGCGGAAUGCACAGUAAUGGGUGAUGCACAUGUGACCACAUUCGAUGGGCGGAUCUUCAUGCACAUGGGCUCUUGUCAGUAUGUGCUAGUGAAGAGCCGCGGCAGCACCAAGUUUACUGUCACACUACAGUACUCAGCCUGUGGAGAGUCUCAGGAGCACUCUUGCAUCCAUUCAGUGGCUCUGGUGGUGGAUGAAGAUGUCAGCAGGCAGCUCACUCUCACCAGAGAGGGGGAAAUUGUUAUUGGGGCCAGUAUGGCUGUCAAUUUGCCUUACUCCGAUGACAUGGUGAAAGUUCGCCGGCUAACGUCGAUGUUUGUGGGUCUGCGGUCUGUCUUUGGCCUGAGGUUUCAGUAUGAUUGUCAGGGUGGACGAAUCUACCUUCAGCUGGACAGCACCUGGAUGGGCUCAACGAUCGGCCUCUGUGGGACCCUCAACGGAAACCUACGGGAUGAUUUCCUCUCUCCUGCCGGAAUGAUUGAAGGAACUCCACAGCUGCACGUCAACGCCUGGAAAGUGUCUUCUGCAUGCUUAAGCCCUGUCAACAUACCUGUUAUCGACCCCUGUGAAAUGAACCAGCAAAAUGUGUUUUAUGCUGCCCAGUGUGAUGUGCUCAUGGAGGAAGUGUUUGCGCCGUGCCAUGCAUAUGUGAGUCCCAGCAUGUACCACCAGCAGUGCCGCUACCAGGCCUGUCGAUGUGGCAGCGCCUGCCUCUGCACUGCUCUGUCCCACUACGCAUACAUCUGCAACAAACAUCAUGUCACCAUCAACUUCAGAGCACACGUCUCUGAGUGCGGUAUGGUGUGCUUAGGAGGGAUGAUGUAUCACCCGUGCACUUCAACAUGCGGGAGGACGUGUCAGUCAAUCAGCAGUGGUGAAGAGUGUGAUGGCGACUGUGCUGAAGGAUGCAGCUGCACAGAGGGCACAUUCUACGAUCACGCUCGCCAGCGCUGUGUGCUGCUCUCCCAGUGUCACUGUUAUUUCAUGGGUUCAGUGUUUCAGCCUGGUGAAGUGUCCUUCAGCUCUUCUGGACCAUG
Molecule: messenger RNA, 1166 nt
Organism: Carassius auratus (goldfish)
Lineage: Eukaryota; Metazoa; Chordata; Actinopteri; Cypriniformes; Cyprinidae
Product: otogelin-like protein
Exons: 9
Cellular component (GO): extracellular matrix
Source: RefSeq, a predicted model, not a curated record